AUGUACUUGAGAUCAAUGGGUUUAUUAUGCAUACCAUUAUCAUCAAUGGUAUGGCUGAUGGCAUACAAUAGGCGACUGUUUAGUUGGCAAUCGUUUCGGACAACAACAACAACAACAACCAGUAGUGGCCGGACAUUGACUACAAAAGCAAACAACAAUCGGUAUCCGUGUCUUAGAUCGGCGGCGCUUAUGGCUGUCAACAAUGGAAACACCGCCGAUAAUGGCUUCGAUAUGAUUGACAUGAAAACCAAAUGCAUCCGAUCGAUAGGUCAUGUUUUACGACCUAAAAUUGACGAUAGUUUAUAUAGAAUUAUAGGCGAAGGAACGGGUGUUUUUGUUGUCGACGACAACGACCACAACUGCAGUCGUCUACUGUUAACCUGUUAUCAUGUGGUCAAACAUAAUCCGAUAGUUUGGAUACAAUAUGUCAGGAGCUAUGAUAAUCAUAGAUUAGCCAUAUGUCCGAUGAAUUUGGCCGACGUUGUGUAUGUAGAGCCGCACUGGGAUUUGGCUGUAGUACGGCUCCGGGAUCCGUCACCAUUACCAGUCUAUAAUACGUCGACACCAAUGCCGAUAACUACUAGUCCAGUUAGUAUCGAUUUUGGCCAACCGGUAGCUAUAAUCGGUCAUGGUAGUUCUAUAUACUUUCAACUACACCCGGGUAUGAUUAGGACACCAUUGGUCGACAACAAUAUGCUUCCGUAUAACUAUUAUGUUAGUACAGUAGCUGUUGGCGAACAAUUACCGAUCAUAACUAGCAAUACUAUGAAUAUACCGGGUUUUUCGGGAAGUCCACUCAUCGAUACCAGUGGCCAAUUGUGUGGUCUUGUUUGGGGCGGUAUUAUUAAACUAUUUCUGAUAACAUUUGCUAUCGACUAUAAAACAUUGUCAGCGUUUAUCGAAAGGGCUAUAGUUUAUGAAAGAGAGGGUAGAAGACAAACCCGUCUAAGGGAACGAUAUGAAUGGUAUAAUCAGUCCAAUAGACGACUAAUGGGUAUAAUAGUUACUACACAACCGAUUUCCGGUAGUUUUACUGUACAGUCGGCACUUCCCAUAGCCUCAACUGAUGCAAUUGGUAUUAUCGGUAGACAUAUUUGUAAAGUUAACGGUCAGGUAUGCAACACUAUCAAUGAUAUCCGAUUGGCUAUCAAUAAUAGAUCGCAAAUCAAAGUGACCACUUGGUCUACCAUUGAUGAUGACAGUAGUAGUAGUGAUAGUAAGGACAGUAUGAAAACCAUUAAUACUAUACUAUCUAUCGAUGAACACGACAUUAGUAUUAUGCCAUUAGUUUUUUGA
Oppia nitens is the source of this 1296-nucleotide messenger RNA. RefSeq lists its product as uncharacterized. NCBI's taxonomy places the organism in Eukaryota, Metazoa, Arthropoda, Arachnida, Sarcoptiformes, Oppiidae. The transcript is spliced from 4 exons. The coding region runs from base 1 to 1296 and encodes 431 amino acids. The record is from RefSeq and is a predicted model, not a curated record.